This is a messenger RNA of Cadophora gregata, 333 nucleotides long. RefSeq lists its product as uncharacterized. Lineage: Eukaryota; Fungi; Ascomycota; Leotiomycetes; Helotiales; Ploettnerulaceae. The coding region runs from base 1 to 333 and encodes 110 amino acids. The transcript has a single exon. The record is from RefSeq and is a predicted model, not a curated record.
AUGAAAAAGCGAACAUACAUCAACGUCCAGACGCUAUCAUUGGUAGAAUGUCCGUAUGAUUCUCGGUACAUUGCUCUGAGCUAUGUGUGGGGACGUGUCCCUCAACUGCUGCUGACAUCCUCCAACCGGGACUUACUUCUGAAGAAAGGAUCAUUGAAGAAGAUGGAGGAUGGUAUUCCAAGGGUGGUCAGGGAUGCUAUCACAGCAGUACGGUCUCUUGGCGAGACACUUCUAUGGGUGAAUUGCCUAUGCAUUGUCCAAGAUGAUGAUACAGAAAAGCAUGUUAUGAUUUCUGAGAUGGCUACGGUAUAUGAUCAAGCCUUGUUACCAUAA